GCGCAGGGCAUGCUCCGCCCUUCCCACAGCGCCCGGCGAGCCCCGCGGGCGGCCGAACAGCAGCAGGAGGCCCAGCUGCGCCGCCGCCAUGGUCGGCCGGGAGAAGGAGCUCAAGAUUCGCUUCGUACCGGGCUGCUGCGAGUUGGUGGAGGAAGAUGUUGAUGUUCCCAGUAGGCGAGUUUUGAUUACUGGUGCUACAGGACUUCUUGGCAGAGCUGUGUUUAAAGAAUUCAAUGAAAAUAAUUGGAAUGCAGUUGGCUGUGGAUACAGGAGAGCUCAGCCCAGAUUUGAACAGAUUAAUCUUCUAGACUCUAUUGCAGUUCAUGAUAUAAUCCAUGAUUUCCAGCCUCAUGUUAUAGUGCAUUGUGCUGCUGAGAGAAGGCCAGAUGUUGUAGAAAGUCAACCAGAUGCUGCUUCUCAGCUCAAUGUGGCUGCUUCAGGGAACUUAGCUAAAGAGGCAGCUGGAGUUGGAGCGUUUCUGAUCUACAUUAGUACAGACUAUGUAUUUGAUGGAACAAGCCCUCCCUAUAAAGAGACUGAUGUACCAAAUCCCCUGAAUUUAUAUGGUAAAACCAAACUCGAGGGUGAAAAGGCAGUCUUGGAAAAUAAUGAAGAUGUUGCAAUACUUCGAAUUCCUAUCUUGUAUGGAGAGGUAGAGAGGCUGGAGGAAAGUGCUGUGACUGUUAUGUUUGAUAAAGUGCAGUUCAGUAAUAAAUCUGCCAACAUGGACCACUGGCAACAAAGGUUUCCUACUAAUGUCAAGGAUGUAGCAGCCGUUUGCAGACAACUAGCAGAGAAGAGAAUGCUGGAUCCAUCAGUAAAGGGAACAUUUCACUGGUCUGGCAGUGAACAGAUGACUAAGUAUGAAAUGGCAUGUGCAAUUGCAGAUGCUUUCAACCUUCCUAGCAGCCACUUGAGACCAAUUACUGAUUGUCCAGUGGUGGGUGCUCUUCGUCCAAGAAAUGCUCAACUGGACUGCUCCAAGUUGGAAAUGCUGGGGAUAGGUCAGAGAACACCAUUUCGUGCUGGGAUCAAAGAAUCACUUUGGCCUUUCCUUGUUGACAAGAGAUGGAGACAGACAGUCUUCCAUUAGUUUGUAACUUUUUUAGUAAAAGUAUGGUGUGUGGCACUUUUUUAAAAGAAAAAAAAUAGUUUUGUAGAGUGUUCUUAAAUCAUGACACUUCUGAGUCUUCAUUUAACCAGGUGAACGUUUGGUCUUGCACUGGUGAAACUUUGUUAGCUUAAAAUGGUUUGGUGACAAACACUGAGCCUCUUUGCUGUCAUGAAUCUUACCUUCUGUUCUUACCAGUCUAGCACCAUCUGUUCCUAGCAGAUUAUGGUUCUUAGUAACCAGUACCAUUUGAUGCUAAAAAUGAUCACCUGUAGACUUUCAUUUUGGCUGAAAUAUGUUGCUGAUGCUUAAUGUCUGUGCCAUUGUUCUAUAUCCGAUUUCUCUUCAUUAAAAGCCAUGGUCAGUUACUUUAGCACCAAAAAUCUAAGGUUUUUUUUUCCUUUAAAAAAAAAAAUUCUGAAAAUGUUGUUGUUAUGAAGUUAAACUGAGGUAGGAGUUGUUAAAUGGUUGUUUUGCUUGAGCUCUGAUCAAAAUGUUUUUUAAAAAAGUGAAACUUUAUUUUUGCAAAUAUCAAGUGUACUUUUUAUGCUUGAAAUAUAUUCAUAAUGUUCUGUAACUUGAAUGCCUGCAGCUUCAUAUUUGUACAGUUAAGUUGUAUGCAUUUGUUUUAACGGUGACAUAAAAGCUAGAAGAGGGUUGGGAGGGUGGGGAACAGAUUUGACCUGAGGCUUUUUCUGGGUGAGGGGAUUUGAGUUGAAGGAUUUGUAAUGUUUUUUCAGUGGAGGUUGUUUGGGUUUUGUAUAAAAGCAUGAAAUAUCUUAAUCUUUCUCUCUCUCUCUUUUUUUUGGGGCAGCAUUUUACUAGAAUUGGUGGGAGGAAGAUGUUUAUUAGUCAUACCUGGGAGAUGGAGAGGAAAGGCAUUUCAAGAAUUUGAAAUACUGGCUUCUUUUGCACAGAUUGUGAGAUCCUGCACAGCUGUAGCUUGUUCUGGAACAGCAAAGCCCCUGUGUUGAAGGUUUGCUCUUUUACUAAGCUAACCAUGAUAUUUUAAUAUAAGCAAAUAAUCUCCUUUAGUCCUUUAAGACAGAUGCAGUAGCCAGGUAAAGUGGAGGAAGAACGUGGCUCUUAGAGGUUUAGCUUUCUUCUAAAGUGGUAGAAGCAACACUAUAAAAGUUCUUGCAGUAUUUGGCAGCAGAUUAUUAGUAAAGCUAGGAAAAACUGCAGCUGGAUGAUCAUUUAUUUUUCUGAGGGAAAGGGAAGAUGUUCAGCUCUUAAUUUGAAAAAAAAAAAGAGCUGGGGGGAAAGCAAAUACAAAAAUAGACCACCAGAACAUCUAAAAAUCAGUGUUAUAUUCAGCCAUUUCCAACUGGCAUAUGCUAAGAGUGCAUAAUCCCAAUUUGUUUUGAAUUCCUGAUAUACACAUGGUAACCUAAUCUCCAAAUAGCCAAUAAAUAUAUAUUGCCAGCAUGAGAAA
Pogoniulus pusillus (Red-fronted tinkerbird) is the source of this 2546-nucleotide messenger RNA. It is a transcript of the gene MAT2B, whose product is annotated as methionine adenosyltransferase 2 non-catalytic beta subunit. The record is from RefSeq and is a predicted model, not a curated record. Gene Ontology annotation, biological process: S-adenosylmethionine biosynthetic process. Gene Ontology annotation, molecular function: methionine adenosyltransferase regulator activity. The transcript has 7 exons. Lineage: Eukaryota; Metazoa; Chordata; Aves; Piciformes; Lybiidae. The coding region runs from base 89 to 1093 and encodes 334 amino acids. Gene Ontology annotation, cellular component: methionine adenosyltransferase complex.